Molecule: messenger RNA, 2690 nt
Organism: Phialemonium atrogriseum
Lineage: Eukaryota; Fungi; Ascomycota; Sordariomycetes; Cephalothecales; Cephalothecaceae
Product: transport protein Avl9-domain-containing protein
Exons: 4
Coding region: 366-2690 (774 amino acids)
Cellular component (GO): cytoplasm
Source: RefSeq, a predicted model, not a curated record
CCCAAUAUUCCUAUAUAUAUAUAUACAAAUUUUACCCGUCCAGUUAAUCGUUAUAGGAAGGUUUCUGUACCAAAGUAAAAUUGGACUUAAGCCAGCGGGUCAAGCUGAGGUUGAGCCUCAACUUUAGCGCAAGCACAACGGUCUAAUAGGGGAACCAGGAGCCCUAAAUCUCGCCCUUUCCUCUACUGGUGACAGAUAUGCCGCUGUUUCUCUAGGCAUUGGCCCUAUUUGGCCGUUCAUGGCAUCCUUACCGAGACCCAUUGGCGACGCCGAGGGAAGCUCAAGCUAGCAACGACUCAAAACACCCACACGAAAGAGAGAGACAGAGAGAGCGAGGCUAGCAGAAACAGGGAGGGACUCACGCCAUGUCGACUCCUGCCACACCCACGAGCGGGUCCGCCCCGGGCUUUACCCCCUUGGUUUCCGUCGUCGACUUCCACCAUGCGCGAGGACCCGAGGUCGAGAAAUGGUUCGGCGUCCCUGAAGGGAGCGACCCCGCAGCCGAUUAUGACUGGACUUUACUCCCCUUCAUGGCAUUGAGCGACGGGGCACAUGCAUCUACCGAAGACUUCUCCUACUUCACCCUCCUGCGGCCGGCGGGGCCGGACGCGCCCGCGACGUCCCUCUUCGGCAUAUCGUGCACCCGGCAGAUGGACGCCUCGCAGCUCCUGGUGCGGCCGGCCGAGGUGACGCGGUCGACGGUGCAAAAGGCCGUGGUGGUCAUCGCCGACAGCCCGCAGUAUUUUGGCCUGCUGCGGGAGAGCCUCGGGGUGGUGACGCAGGCGUGGUUCGCGCAGCGCGAGUUCGGCGACACGGAGAUCCUGCGCCGAUUCCAGGAGAGCCUCGCCGAGGAGCGCGAGCGCGGCGCCCUGAACAAGGACGAGGACAGGGACCAGUACCUAGGCAUGAGCCUGAGGGAGCUGGUGCGCGAGUUCCGUUGGCAGACACUGGUGCUGCUGAAGUGCUGCUUGCUACAACCCAAGAUGCUUUUCUUCGGCUCGCGGUGCGAGCGGUUAUGCAUGAUGCAGUUUUCCUUAAUAUCUUUAAUACCUGGUCUUCUGCGAAACCUCCAGGACUGUGCUGGUCCCGAAUUGAACAACUACGAGAGGAAAUUGACGAAGCCGACGAGCUUGAGGACUAGUGACCGGAACUCUCUGCUAUCGUACAUGGGGCUGCCUCUCCAAAUAUUUGGCAAGGGGAGCCUGUUUGGGCCUUACACUCCACUACAGCAGCUAGACGUGCUCGCCGACUUUGGAACUAAGUCAUACAUAGUUGGAAGCACCAAUUCGCUGCUGCUCCAACAAAGGGAUCGAUAUAGCGAUAUUCUCAUAAAUCUCGACGACGACUCGAUCAACAUCACAUCGGCCUCCCUGAGGCAAGCCUUGCAGUUAUCAGUUGCGGACCGGCGAUGGAUAGACUUCAUCACCCAGGAGGUUAACGAUACCUGGGAUGACGCUAACCCUGGCCGGCCAAAGACCAUGGGCUACGUAGGCAGCGAGGAGUUCAUCCGCCUCCAGUUUGAAGAGUAUCUCCUCUCCCUGAUAUCCUCGGUCAAGUACCACGACCACCUGUCGAAGCACGGCAGCAACCCCAGGAUGGUCCUGCCGCACAUCGAGGGCGACCCGUCUCACGACUUCGGCCCGGACUGGGUCGACGCCUGGACACGCACCGAGAACUACCGCAUCUGGAACGCUAACACGGAAUCUAACCUCUUCGACAUCGUCGAGCCCAGGCACCCAUGCGCCGGCGGCCUGACCAUCGACGACGUGCAGCGCCGCAUCGCCCAGCAGGUGCAGGACCUCCACCUCGACGAGCGCUUCGCGCAGGGCAAGGAGGUGCUCGGCCGGAACCUGGCCGCCGGCAAGGAGAAGGCCAGCACCAUAUUCAACAAGCUGUACGCGGACAUGGAGGCCCUCCGAGAGGCGCAGCGCAAGCGGGCCGAGGAGGCGAGGCAGCAGCAGCAAAGCAACGGUGGUCCCGGUAGUGCCGGGGGCCAGGAAGACAGAAACGCCACCGCCGCCGCCGCCGCCGGGUAUAGUGGCGCAGCGGGGGUGGACCUCACCAGGGCGCCUCAGACGGCACAGUCCGUCGGCGUCAGGGCCGGGGCGUACAUGAACAGCUGGGCGGCGUGGGCGGGAGAGAAGCGCAAGGCCGCCGGGUGGGGCCGAUCAUCCAGCGGCGCCAGCGGCGGCGGGAACGGCGGAGGCGGAUGGGGAUCGGGAUGGGGCAAGAGCAAUAAGGGUCGAAGCUCCUACUACGCCAGCGUGCCGGAUGGCGGCGCCGGCGCCGGCGGCAAUACGGAAAAGGAGCUGCCGAGGUCGCCCUUCUCGCAGCAGACCGCCUCGAGCCCCCGCUACUCAACGUCUUCAGCCGCCAUGAUGGCCUCGCCGUCGCUGCGCCGCGACGACGACGACUACGACGACGCGGACGGCGGGGCGAGGCGCCCGCUCACGCAGGGCUCGUUCGGCGAGAGCCUGCUGGACGGGGUGUCGGGGCCCGACAGCCCGACGACGACGUCGUCGCAGUCGCACCCGGCGUCGCCGAGGGGUCGCCCGCUCUCCGCCGCCGCCGAGCGGAGGAGGAGCUCUGCGGCGGAGGGGGCGCAGAAUGGCGCGCUACCGGCGGGGGUGUCCGAGGGUGGGGCGGACGAAGACUCGGCCACGGCGGAGGGGAGGGCUGCUGUGCUGUGA